AUGGCGACGUCCGAGCAGAUCAAGGUGACGCAGGACUUGCUCGCCAGGGCACACUCUCCAGACAGCGCCAAGCGCAUCUACAGCGACAAGAUCCAGUAUCGCACCCUGCAGCUCAAGCCGACAUCUCCCCCUCCUGCGGCUCUCAAUGCCAGGGCCGCGCGUCACAGAGCUCGCCAGCAGGACAAGUUGCGCGGGAAGCAGAGGCCGAAGCCGCUAUCUGCCCGCGAGCGCCGCCAACUGGGCCUCUACGACAUUCCGAAAAGCGGGCAAAGAUAUGAGACCUACGAGGGGCUGAACAAGCUUUGGAUGGGCUACGCCACGGAGAUCUUAGGCAACGACGUGUACACCGGCGGGCCAUUGGCUGCGGCGAAGCUGGCAAGCGCCGAGUUUCACGGAGCAGAAGCCGAAGUGGUCAGGAGUCGGUGUCCUGGACGAGUGGGCACCAAGGGCAUCAUUGUGAGGGACCGCAAGUUCGUCGUGGAGCUCAUCACAAGAAAGAGGGGGCUCAAAGUUAUUCCCAAAGAGGGCACUGUCUUCCGUGUGGAAGUUGCUGCUCCCCAACAGAACAACGAUGCCCCGGAGAGAUUCGCUUUCGAAGUCCAUGGAGACCAGAUGAUGCUCCGAUCUGCCGACCGCGCCAACAGGAAAUUUAAGUCACACUUUCUCAAGAAUGUUUAG
Messenger RNA from Trichoderma citrinoviride, 678 nucleotides. Its product is annotated as RNase P/MRP, p29 subunit. NCBI's taxonomy places the organism in Eukaryota, Fungi, Ascomycota, Sordariomycetes, Hypocreales, Hypocreaceae. Gene Ontology annotation, cellular component: ribonuclease MRP complex; ribonuclease P complex. The transcript has a single exon. Bases 1 to 678 code for a protein of 225 amino acids. Gene Ontology annotation, biological process: tRNA 5'-leader removal; rRNA processing. The record is from RefSeq and is a predicted model, not a curated record. Gene Ontology annotation, molecular function: ribonuclease P RNA binding.